Molecule: messenger RNA, 2664 nt
Organism: Metarhizium album ARSEF 1941
Lineage: Eukaryota; Fungi; Ascomycota; Sordariomycetes; Hypocreales; Clavicipitaceae
Product: exo-beta-D-glucosaminidase
Exons: 1
Coding region: 1-2664 (887 amino acids)
Biological process (GO): carbohydrate metabolic process
Molecular function (GO): hydrolase activity, hydrolyzing O-glycosyl compounds
Source: RefSeq, a predicted model, not a curated record
AUGACAAUGUGCAAAGUCACCGCAGUCCGAGGCGCAGUGGCCCUUGUGCUAGCUACCGCCGGUGUCUCUGCUUCCGCCACGAGCCCGUUGACCUCCAAGGCCGGCCAGGUCGGCGUGAUUCCUAGCUGGCAUUUCCAAUCGUCGUCCUCGGCGGGCAAAGACCUGGCCUCGCUGUCUCAGCCGGGCGUCGACACCUCAUCAUGGUACCACGCCAAUCAAUCUCGAUGCACUACCAUGGGGUGCAUGAUCGCGGCGGGCAUGUACCAAGACGACUCCCUGUGGUUCUCGGAUAAUCUGUCCACGGUGGACUGGGGCCAAUUCCGCGACCCUUGGGUCUACCGGAACGAGUUCUCGCUCUCUUUAAAUAACGGCCAGCAGCACUAUUUCCUCCAGACCAACGGCAUCACUGCCCGGGCCGACAUCUUCCUCAACGGAAACCAGGUCGCAGAUAGAGAGCAACAGGCAGGCUCUUUCGGUGGCCAUAGCUACGACAUCACCAGUCUUGUGGGCGGCCGGAAUGCCCUCGCCGUCAACGUGUACCCCUCAGACCACAACCACGACCUUAUUUAUACCUUUGUUGACUGGAGUCCCCGCGCGCCUGACAACGGAACCGGUAUCUGGAGGGACAUGACGGUCAAGCAGACCGGGCCCGUGGCACUGGGGCCCGUGAGCGUGUCCGUCGACAUUGAGAUUCCCGUCAAGUCUAGUCCCGCCAGAGUGAGCGUCCGCGCAAAGGUGCAGAAUCUCAAGGACCACCCAGUCCAGGUGGAUGCGACUUCGGUCCUUUCCGAGGCGUCCGGCUGCAUUGCCGCGUCCCAAACGACGUCUCUCACCCUAGAGCCCAAGCAGACCAAGCUUGUCGAGGUUCCUCACCACGUCGAGACGCCAAAGAUAUGGUGGCCCAGGUCCUGGGGCGGCCAGCCCUUGUACAAGGCCCGGCUCACGUUGAGGGUCGCCAACGAAACCUCCGACGUUGCAGAGGAAACAUUUGGCAUUCGAACCGUCACCGCGGCCCUCAACAGCCACAACGACACCAUGUUCACCGUCAACGGCUAUCCGUUCCGGGUUCUUGGCGCCGGAUAUAGCCCGGACAUGUUCUUCCGCUGGCAUGACAAGCGGUGGGCCGAUAUUAUGAGAUACUCCCACGACAUGGGUCUCAACACUAUCCGUCUGGAAGGCAUGAUGGAACAUCCGGAGCUGUACCGAAUGGCCGAUGAGGCCGGCAUGAUGAUCCUUGCCGGCUUCGUUUGCUGUUCCAAGUGGGAGGCCUGGAGUCACAACGCCGACAUCAGCCCCAACAUCCCCUGGACCGACAAUGACUACGAGACAGCAAAGUCCGCGAUGCGGCACGAGGCCGCCAUGAUGCAGACACACCCCUGCCUCCUUGGAUUCCUGCUCGGCAGCGACUCUUGGCCCGACGACCGCGCCACCGACAUGUACGUCGAUACCCUCAAGGAUAGUUACUGGCAGACCCCUAUCAUCGCAUCCGCAUCCAAGCGAGGCUUUCCCGCUCUUCUCGGCCCCUCGGGCAUGAAAAUGAGCGGACCUUACGACUGGGUGCCGCCCAACUACUGGUACGACACGGAACCAUCCGAGGACCGUCUAGGUGCCGCCUUUGGAUUCGGCUCCGAGCUCGGCGCUGGAGUCGGAACGCCCGCAAUCAGCAGUCUCAAAAAGUUCAUGACCCAAGAGGAGAUGGAGGACCUCUGGAUGAAGCCCGACGCCAAAUUUGUCCACAUGUCAACCAAUACUUCUGCAUUCCGCAGGCGCACCAUCUACAACGAGGCCUUGGCCAGGCGCUACGGCAAACCUACGUCUCUGCGUGACUACAUGUUCAAGACUGAGCUCAUGGACUACGAGUCCACCCGCCCACAGUUCGAGGCCUACUCUGCUCGGCAGAGCCAGGACCGCCCAGCCACGGGCACCAUCUACUGGAUGCUGAACAAUGCCUGGCCCAGCUUGCAUUGGAACCUGUUCGACCACUACCUGCACCCGGCCGGCUCGUACUUUGGCACCAAGGUCGGGUCCCGACUGGAACACGUUGCAUACGACUAUGUCCGCGAGGAGGCGUGGAUCAUCAACCACAGCCUCGACAGAAAGGGCAGGCGCACUAUUGCUAUCGAUCUAAUUGGGCUGGACGGCGAGUCCGUCUCCAAGGAUUCCGUCACUGUCGACACCACUCCCAACAAGUCCGGCAAGGCCGCCAAGAUAUCCGGUUCGGACAACAUCACAGACGUUGCUUUCUUGCGUCUCAUCUUGUCGGACCACAACGGCCAGGCUCUCAGCCGAAAUGUGUACUGGCUGGCCAAGUCGAAAGAUGCGCUGAACUGGUCCAACUCAACAUGGUACCACACCCCCGUGACCGAAUUCUCCGACUACGGUGCCCUCAGCAAGAUGAAGACGGCCAAGUUGUCCGUCACGGCGUCCAAGAAUGGCAGCGCCCACUCCCUUGUUCUCGAGAACAAGUCGCGUGUUCCUGCAUUCUUUAUCCGUCUGAACCUUGUCGACGAGGCCGGCGAGGACGUCAACCCCGUCUUCUGGUCAGACAACUACAUCACACUGUGGCCAUGGGAGAAGCUGGCACUGAUGGUGAACGCGGACGGGCGGGGGACACAGGUGCUCGUGAACGGAGGAAAUGUCGAGGCUUCACAAGUGAUGCUGUAA